GUUUGGGCGUAGUUAUGUUACCAUCAAUAUUAGCAGCGAGUGGUUGGAUCGGCGGAAUACUAGUGGUAUCUCUGGGAUGCGUAUUUGCCUUAUUCGCAUUAUCACGUUUAUAUUUGGGAAUCGCAUUGACGCCGUCAUCGAAGGGACCAGUGUAUAC
Molecule: messenger RNA, 157 nt
Organism: Perkinsus marinus ATCC 50983
Lineage: Eukaryota; Perkinsozoa; Perkinsida; Perkinsidae
Exons: 1
Source: RefSeq, a predicted model, not a curated record